AUGCCGAGAGACCCAGAGAGAUUCAAUGAACACCCAUAUCAUUCAGUUAUUGAUGAACCCCUCUUCCUGACUAAGAACUACCAACACAUCUUGGCCUUGAUAUUUGCUGUGAAGGAAAUCAAUGAAAACCAGCAGAUAUUGCCAAAUGUCACCCUGGGUUCCAUCGUCUAUGACAGUUAUGGUGGAAGAUGGACCUAUCAUGCCACCAUGGAGCUUUUUGACAACUGGAAGAGAUUUAUCCCCAAUUACAAGUGCUGUCUUCAGAACCUCUUGAUGGCAGUUAUUGGAGCACAAUACUCUCAAACCUCCCUUGAUAUGGCAGAUAUCUUGGGCAUCUACAAAAUUCCACAAAUAACAUAUGGCUCUCCUCCCGAGAUGCAUGAGGAAGGUGAAUCCCAUCUUUUCUACCAGAUGGUCCUAAAUGAACCCUAUCAAUAUAGGGGGAUUAUUCAGCUACUUCUGCACUUCAGGUGGACUUGGGUUGGUAUCCUUGCUAAAGAGGAUGAUGGAGGAAGGUUUGUGAGGAAGAUGUUUCCCAUGUUCCCACUCCAUGACAUCUGUGUGGCCUUCUUAGAAAGAAUAAAGAUGUUCUAUCUCAGUAGCAUUUUUGAUGACUUGAGUUGGCUAAUAAGAACAUAUCAUGUUUCCAUGAAGAGCAAGGCCAAUGCUGUGAUAGUCUAUGAAAAUAAUGUUCUGCAUUUGAGGUUGUUGCUCUACCUGCCCCAAAUGGAAAUCGUGUCAACUGAGCCCAAAGGUAAGGUGUGGAUCAUGACAGCUAAGAUGGAGCUCACAUCAUACCUUUAUCAAAGGGCCUGGGAUAUACAAGUCAUCCACGGUGCUCUGUCCUUUGCAGUUCACUCAGAUGAAGUGCCAGGUUUCAAAGCAUUUCUUCAAAGCAGAAAUCACUUUUUACCAAGAGAUGAUGGUUUCAUCAAAGACUUCUGGGAGCAGGCCUUUGACUGUGUAUUUCCUAAAACAUUUGUUAACCAGAGAGCCGAGGGUGUGUGCACCGGGGAGGAGAAGCUGGAGAGCCUCCCUGGGGCUUUUUUUGAAAUGAGCAUGACCGGCUACAGCUACAAUGUCUACAAUGCAGUCCAUGCAGUGGCACGUGCUUUCCAUGCCCUUCAGUUUGGACGCAGAGCAAAUGGGAAUCAUGGAAGACGGAAUCUUCAGGAUCAGGAGCCAUGGCAGCUACACCCGUUUCUGAAAAGCAUCUCAUUUAACAACACUGUGGGAGAUGAGAUUUCUUUUGACCACAAUGGAAUACUGUUGACAGGAUUUGAUCUUGUGAACUGGGUCACAUUCCCAAACCAAUCCUUUCAUCGAGUGAAAGUUGGAAAGCUGGAUCCCCAAGGUCUUUCAAAUGUGAGGUUCACCAUUCAGGAUGAGGCCAUCACAUGGCACAGCAGCUUCAACCAGGCACUGCCUCUUUCUGUGUGUAUGGAAAGCUGCCACCCAGGGGAUUUCCGUCAAAAGCAAGAAGGGAAGCAGAGUUGCUGUUACGACUGUGUCCAGUGUCCCAAAGGAAAAAUGUCAAGCCAAAAUGAUAUGGACAACUGUCUUGAAUGUCCAGAAGAUCAAUAUCCAAACCAACACCAGGAUUCCUGUGUUCCCAAGAUCUCCACCUUCUUAUCCUUUCAAGAACCUUUGGGGAGCAGCUUAGCUAUCUUGUCAUUUUCCUUGUCUUUCUUCACACUUCUGGUUCUGGCCGCAUUUUUGAAAAACCACCACACGCCCAUCGUCAAAGCCAACAACAGGGACCUCACCUACACACUCCUCAUCUCCCUCCUGCUCUGCUUCCUCUGCACACUGCUCUUCAUCUCUCCUCCGGGGGAGAUCAUUUGCCUCCUCCAACAGAUGAGCUUCAGCCUAGCCUUCUCAGUGGCCGUUUCCUGCGUGCUUGCAAAAACCAUCACUGUGGUGCUGGCUUUCAUGGCCACCAAGCCAGGCUCCAAGAUCAGGAGAUGGGUGGGCAAGGGCCUGGCCAAUGCCAUUGUUCUUUCCUGUUCCUUUGCUCAAGCGUGUAUUUGCAUUGUGUGGUUGGUGGUCUCUCCCCCAUUCCCAGAUGCUGACAUGCACUCAGUGCCUGAAGAAAUUGUUCUGAGAUGCAACGAAGGGUCUCCAGCUAUGUUUUACUGUGUUCUGGGCUACAUGGGCUUUCUGGCCAUGGUCAGUUUCAGUGUGGCUUUCUUUGCCAGGAGGCUACCUGACAGUUUCAAUGAAGCCAAGUUCAUCACUUUCAGCAUGUUGGUCUUUUGCAGUGUCUGGCUAUCCUUUGUUCCCACCUACCUGAGCUCCAAGGGGAAAUACCUGGUAGCUGUGGAGAUCUUCUCCAUCUUAGCUUCUAGCUCUGGCUUGCUCAGUUGCAUAUUUUUCCCAAAAUGUUAUCUCAUUCUUAUAAGACCAGAGUUAAACACCAGGGAGGGGUUAAUGAGGAAAAAAUAUUGA
Varanus komodoensis (Komodo dragon) is the source of this 2448-nucleotide messenger RNA. Its product is annotated as vomeronasal type-2 receptor 26-like. The coding region runs from base 1 to 2448 and encodes 815 amino acids. The record is from RefSeq and is a predicted model, not a curated record. Gene Ontology annotation, molecular function: G protein-coupled receptor activity. Gene Ontology annotation, cellular component: membrane. The transcript is spliced from 6 exons. Lineage: Eukaryota; Metazoa; Chordata; Lepidosauria; Squamata; Varanidae. Gene Ontology annotation, biological process: G protein-coupled receptor signaling pathway.